AUGAACCCAAAUCGAAAUCCAGAUGCUCUAGUUGCGCUAUUAACUUUUUCCAAUUUUGAUCCAAUUCCUCUUCAAUUCAUUCAACAAUAUGUUCUAUAUCACAAAGGUAUUGCUCACGGAUGCAUAGUGCAGGUCUCAUACGCCAUUGGUAUGCCUAAGCCAUUGUCGGUGUUUGUUGGUGGCAUUGGGAGUAUCCUAGACAAGGACAUCAUGAAAAUUUUGUCUCGGAUGAUUUCCAUUAACUUAGACUUUAAGAAGGAUGGCAACGAAAGGUAUUUUAAUACCACUGUAUAUGGCCACUUCGAAAGGGAUGACUCUGAGUAA
This is a messenger RNA of Olea europaea var. sylvestris, 324 nucleotides long. RefSeq names its product S-adenosylmethionine synthase 2-like. The transcript has a single exon. Gene Ontology annotation, cellular component: cytosol. Gene Ontology annotation, molecular function: ATP binding; methionine adenosyltransferase activity. Gene Ontology annotation, biological process: S-adenosylmethionine biosynthetic process. The coding region runs from base 1 to 324 and encodes 107 amino acids. The record is from RefSeq and is a predicted model, not a curated record. Lineage: Eukaryota; Viridiplantae; Streptophyta; Magnoliopsida; Lamiales; Oleaceae.